UAGGGUGGGGGUGACAUUAUCCUACUAUGGUGAAGACUUGGUCCUUAAUAUUCAUUAGAUGAAUCUUCGCCACUGGAAGAUCAACAACGCAGCGUCAACAAUAUUAAUGAAUAUUCAUUAGUUUACAUCACCAUUGGAAGAUUGCGAUGCAACGCCGCGCGCUACACUUAUUAUAAAACCUUUGUCGUACUAGAAUUCGUAACUCCACUGAUGGGGAUUUAUAGUUUUGGUAGACCGCGGAUUAACACAAAUUAGUGCGCACAAGUCUCAGUUUUGGCAACUAAGAGCGCAAGCUCAAAAAUAAAAAGAAGAAGGAAAAAGAAGAAAAAAACAAAACAAAACACGGAUGACAAAUCUAACGCAAGGUGUGCGCUCUGCUUCGGGUGUUUCUACAUCUUAGCUUCAUUCAGCUGUGUCAGAUUUAUUUAACAGUUGCUGGCUUUAAUUUUAUACGCGCAUCAUGGAGUACUGGAGGCAGUGCAGCUUGUGGCUGAUCGAUUGUAAAGUUUUGCCCCGGAGUCAUCGGGUCACGGCGGACUCGGCGCAGGUUUUUGAUUUGGCCCAAACUCUUCGGGAUGGGGUGCUUCUGUGCCAGCUGCUGAACAAUCUCAGACCCGGCACCAUUAACUUGAAAGAGAUCAAUCUCAGACCACAGAUGUCACAGUUCCUCUGCCUGAAGAAUAUUCGGACAUUCUUGUCUGCAUGCCGUGAUGCAUUUGGGAUGAAGAAGAGUGAACUGUUUGAAGCUUUCGAUCUCUUUGAUGUCCGAGAUUUUGGAAAGGUCAUUGACACCCUAUCAAAACUGUCUCAUAUGCCUUUUGCACAGCAGAUAGGAAUCAGGUCAUUUCCCACAGAGGAAAGCACUGAAAAUGAAGACAUCUAUAUCCAUUUGGCAGAUCAGAUCGAUAAUGAGGAUCUGGAGGAAGAUAUUUAUGACCCUGUGUAUGGAGAUGUGGAGGGAGGAGAGGUGUAUGAAGAUCUGAUGAGGACAGAGGCUGCUGCGUCUGAAGCGAAACAGGCCGAGGUGGAUAUCAGAAGCUGCUGUCUUCACGAGAUCAAACAGACAGAAGCCAAAUACACUGAGACCCUGGAGACCAUCGAGAAGUACUUUAUGAUUCCACUGAUAAAAUUCCUCUCCGCAAUAGAAAUCGACAAGAUUUUCAUCAAUAUACCAGACCUGGUUAAAGUUCACAAAAACCUACUGGCUGAGAUUCAAGACUCGGUUCAAAAUAAAAAUGCAGAAAACCUCCACCAAAUCUUCAUCCUUUACAAAGACAGGCUUCUGCUUUAUGGAAAAUACUGCAGUCAUGUAGAACGCGCCAUCUCUCUGUUAGACUUCAUCUGUAAGGAGAAAGAGGGUGUUCGACUGAAACUAGAGGAAUGUUCAAAGAGAGCCAACAAUGGGAAAUUCACUUUGAGGGACUUGCUUGUGGUUCCCAUGCAGCGAGUGCUUAAAUACCCACUACUGCUCCAGGAAUUGGUGAAAUAUACUAAUGACAACACAGAAAAGAGCAACCUGCGAUUAGCCCUUGAUGCCAUGAGAGACUUAGGCCAGUAUGUAAAUGAGGUGAAAAGAGACGUUGAGACUCUGAGGGAGAUUGAUCAGUAUCAGAGAUCCAUUGAUAAUUUGAACCAGUCCUUACUUUCUUAUGGAAGACCGAAGGGGGACGGUGAAGUCCGUUUGGUGUCAAAUGUGGACAAGCGCAGACAGGACAGACAUAUUUUUUUGUUCGACGUCGCUGUAAUUGUCUGCAAGAGGCGCGGGGACAACUAUGAGAUGAAGGAAGUAAUCGACCUCAACCAUUUCAAGAUCACCAAUAACCCCACUACUGAUAAGGACUGCAGAAAGUGGUGCCAUGGGUUCCACCUCACUCACCAACAGGGGCAGAAUGGGUUUGAGUUCCUGUUCAAGACAAAAGAGCUGAAGAAGAAAUGGCUGGACCAGUUUGAGAUGGCCAUAUCUAAUAUUCGACCUGAGAAUGCCACAUUUAACUCUCACAACUUCAGGAUGCACACUUUCGAGAGGGCCACCAGCUGCAGCUCUUGUCAUAUGCUUCUCAGGGGAAUUUUUAAUCAAGGCUACCUUUGUCCUAAAUGCGGAAACGGGGCUCAUAAGGGUUGUCUUGGAAAACUAGGAGCCUGUGGAAGGGCAGGUAAUGGUGCUGCUGUUCAAAAACCACAGAGAAAGACAACACCUAGGAAACAAGAAGACCAAGGUUUGCCAAAAAUGAUGGUAAUCAGAGACUAUUUUGGGGUUCCCAGUCCUCCGGGUGGACCACCGCUGAAUGCUCAGAUUGGUGAUGUCAUAGAGGUCAUCUGUGCCGAUCCUCACAGCUCCUGGUGGGAGGGCAAAAUCCUGACAACGCAAGAGACCGGCUUCUUUCCAAGUGAUGCAGUCAAACCCUGCCCAUGUGUACCGAGGUCAGUCGACUAUUCAGCUCAACCCUGGUUCGCCGGGCCCAUGGAGAGGCACCACGCAGAGUCUGAGCUCAUGGAGAGAGAGAACAGCACCUUCCUGGUGCGGAACAGGAGCCGGGAGAGCAGAGAGUAUGCUAUCAGCAUCAAGUACAACAAUGAUGUAAAACACAUUAAGAUCCUCACCAAGGAGGGGUGCUUCUACAUUGCUGAAAGCAGGACAUUCAAGACUGUGUUAGAACUGGUUGAGUAUUACAAACAGCACUCUUUGAAAGAGGGUUUCCGUACUCUGGACAUUACUCUGCGGGUGCCCUAUAAGGAGCUUGGUAGUGGACUCGCACCUGCUGCUCCAGUGCUGUGUGGGCUUUCCGUUUUGAGUCCCACCAGCUACAGUUUUGUUCCUCCCUCCCCCUCACCCUUCUGGUCAGUUUUGACCCCGAGAGUGCUUGGCAUUGCGCUUGCACGAUAUGAUUUCAGCUCCAGAGAUACACGGGAACUCUCUCUGCAGGUGGGCAACCUGGUGAAGAUAUAUAUCAAAUGCACCAAUGGUUGGUGGAAAGGUGAAGUCAACGGCCAGGUGGGAUGGUUCCCUUCAAGUUAUGUGGAGGAAGAGGAGUGAUCAGCGCAGGACGUUAUCCUCUCUAUGCUGUGACAGUGAUAGGCCACUUGUUGGCUUUGGACAAGAAACGUAAUAGCGAACAGUGCACCCUUGUUUAAGCGAAGCACCACAAACACAGCAAUUAUCAGCCUCCUCUAAUGGGAUCUGGUGGACUGCGGUUGAGAACUGCAGCGUGAUGCAUCCGAGGCCCCGUCAGCUUUGACUGUUCAAUUAGUUAUGAAUGUCCCUCGCUGCUCCACAUUCAGUCCAGACAUCUCUUUCUCUCACUCUUUUCCUCCCUCUCACCCUGUCACCUCCUGAAAUCUUCACACAGGGCCUGGGGCCCCCCUCUUUCUGCCUGUUUAAAAUUUAAACUCCAUUUCUGUGCUGGACCUCCCAUAAACUCAGGAGUGGCACGCAGAGAGAAAAGCCCUGAGCUGGCCGUUUUUCCCCUCACUCGGCGACCUUUACGCGUUGCUUUCAGCUCACCUUGUGCUAUAAUUGAUGAUUUAAUUUGCCCGUCUGACUCGGCAAAGUUUGGCCUGGGUGAGACGGAGCGCAGUGCUGUCACGAAGCCUUCCUCCCUGCCUCCUCCUCUUCAGGCCUGGUGACACUUAGCGGCGCUGCUCUCUCAGGGCGCUCAGGGCACUGCGUGGUGACAGGAGGCCUGCCGUUCAGUGCGAUAUCCAUCUUAGCCGGCCUAACACGCUGCGCUGUGAUCAGUCAUUGCUCAGUCUGUUCCUGAACCUCAGGUGCUCCCAAGCAGAAUGCUGGCACUGAUUUUGGACUGAAGUCAAUUUCUUCUCUUGUCAUGCAAUGGAACGACUUGUUAAUGCUGUGGUGUUUGGGGCACUAAGGCUCCCAGACACUGCAAAAAAAUUAUUUGGGGAGUUUUAUGCCUCUUACAAAAAAUCUGCUAAUGGAAAAAAACAAAAUACAAUACCGUUCAAAAGUUUGGGGUCAGUAUGAUUUAAAUUUUUUAAGAAAUUAAUACUUCAUGAAUACUUUAUCAGGGACACAUUCAUUUAAUUGGCAAUAUGUUAUGAAAGAUUUGUAUUUCAAAUAAAUCCGUUUUUUGUUUACUUUCUAUUCAUUUAAGAGUCCUGAAAAAAAAUGAAGUGUCUGAACUUUUUCAUUAGAAAAAUUUACUUCAAAACAUUUCAAACCAUAAUAAUGUACUUUUCACUGCACUAAGUUUCAUAUUAGUUAUACAUAAAUUAUACAUAAAUAUACAUAAAUAUCAGUUAUAUAUAGAUACUUUUUAAUUUACUUGAAUAAAGUAAAAAUACUUCAGUACUCUCUGCCUGUGAUUACAGUUUAAACAAAAAUAUGAAGAAGCGCAACUGUUUUUUGAUAAUAAUUAGAAAUGUUACAUCCAGCAAACAAGCAUAAUAAUUUCUGAAGGAUCACAUGACACUGAAAACUAGAGUAUUGACUGCUGACAAUUCAGGUUUGCCAUCACAGGAAUAAAUGACAUUGUCAGGUAUAUUCGAAUAUAAAACAAAUAUAAAUCUUUUAGAAAUUCUUACAUACCCCAAACUUUCGAAUGGUAGUAUAUGUAAAAGAUAGUCUCUCUGAAAAUAAGUAUUAAUAUUCUGUGUCAUUUUACUUCUCAGGUAAUGUUUAUCUUGUUAUGAGGAUUUGUAGAUUUUUACUGGAAAACAAGACAAAAACACUGAUAUAGAAUAGGAUUUUUGCACUGUAAGAAAUACAUCAGCUCCCAUUGAAUUUGGCAGAGAAUUUUUCUCUUGUUUAAAAUAGUUAUGUAAAUUGUUUGUAAAGGAAGCUGCUCUCUAAGGGUGCUUUCACACUUGGUUCACUUGCCCGGUCUGAACCCGAGUUCGGUUGCUCCCCCCUCCCCCUGCCCCCGCUGGACUGUGUUCAUACUAGUAUAAUAUUUGAGUCCGAAGCGCGGUUCGCUUGCGUCAUCAAGCCAGCAGCUGUUUACCCCGUUGCUUGGUAACGACAGUGCAGGAGAAGGCGGCAAAUGCAAAUGUUUGUUUUGUUUAUAAAGCUUUGGUACAUAACGGCACUUGCGUCUGUCUUACGAAUGUACUGAAAAUGCUCUAAAGAACGUUGAAAGCGAACAUAAAUGAGAUGUAGGCCUACAGCUCUCUGCUUGCAGCGCGUCAGUCACGCUCAUCAGGAAAGUGAGUGAAACACACACACAAACACACAUUUUCAUCAAAUAAUUUGACAUUAAAAGCGGUUCUCUUCUGCGAUUUGGUACGAUUGCGUUCACAUAAGCAGUUAACCGUACCAGAGUUCACAUGAAGCGUACCCCAGACCACCGUUUUUAAGCGGACUCGGGUACAGUUCGUGGGUGCGCAUCCGAGUACGGAAGACACCGUUCACAUCACCCAAACAAACUGAACUCUGACGUCAAUCGAACCCGGGUGCGCACCAAAAGUGCUAGUGAAAGUACUCUAAAUGCACUGGACACACAUUUAAUAAAAGCUGCUUUUUUUUCUCUCUCUAAAAUCUAGGUCACGGUUUUCUUAGUAUAGAUAUUUACAAAUAUUUCAUUUUUUUAUAAUUGUUAAAGCACCUUCUAUGCAUUCAUGUUGUCUUGCUUUCUUCAGAAUAAAUAUAAAUUAUCACUUGUUUCACACUGUUUAGAGAGUGAGUUUUGUAAAGCUGUGUACAGUACAGGGUCUAAAACGUUAGUUUUUGCCAUGCUUGCCAAUUUCUUACUGACCAUGAAACUAUUUUGUACUACUUUUAUUAUUUUUUCUACCCAUUACAGUGGCAUUAUUAUUGCUGUUUUUUUCCCUUGUAUAUUAGUUUUUUCUUGUUUUUGCUUGUCCUAAUAUUGUUCCUCACAUUUUUUUUUUUUUUUUUGUGAGAGAUAUUCUAGCAAAUGUACUUCUCGUAAACAGAAAUAAACUUCUGAUGGUAAAGAUUUAAAA
This is a messenger RNA of Carassius gibelio (silver crucian carp), 5922 nucleotides long. RefSeq names its product guanine nucleotide exchange factor VAV3. NCBI's taxonomy places the organism in Eukaryota, Metazoa, Chordata, Actinopteri, Cypriniformes, Cyprinidae. Bases 461 to 3034 code for a protein of 857 amino acids. The transcript has 28 exons. Gene Ontology annotation, cellular component: plasma membrane; cytoplasm. Gene Ontology annotation, biological process: intracellular signal transduction; regulation of GTPase activity; cell migration. Gene Ontology annotation, molecular function: guanyl-nucleotide exchange factor activity; protein binding. The record is from RefSeq and is a predicted model, not a curated record.